Molecule: messenger RNA, 3708 nt
Organism: Topomyia yanbarensis
Lineage: Eukaryota; Metazoa; Arthropoda; Insecta; Diptera; Culicidae
Gene: MBD-R2
Exons: 5
Coding region: 185-3580 (1131 amino acids)
Biological process (GO): regulation of transcription by RNA polymerase II
Cellular component (GO): NSL complex
Molecular function (GO): DNA binding
Source: RefSeq, a predicted model, not a curated record
UAUACAAACUGUCAAAUCGCAUGAAGAAUAGAAGAGAAUAGAAAAAACGCGCAGUGAUUAGUGAUUAAAAGUCGAAGUUUAUUGUGAAAUUUUCGACAAUUACCUUGUUUUUGGUGUAGUUAAUCUACCUGAACGUUUGCCCAACGAUUAAUCGCGAAAUUCCGCUAUAGCGAGACCGCUCGUAAUGGGCGUCCGCAAGUGCAUUAUAAAAGAUUGUCCCUCCACUUCAGCCAGGAGCGAGGACCGAGGCGUUACCUAUCAUAAAAUUCCGGCCAACGAGAGCGUCAAAAAGAAAUGGGUUAUCGCAUGUCAGCUUCCGGAUAGUUUUGUAAUCAACAAAGGGUCAAACGUUUGCAGCCGACAUUUCCGGAAGGCAGAUUUUCAGGACUUCAAGGGGACCAAGUAUGUGCUAAAGUUUGGAGCUGUUCCGACAAUUUUCUCCUGGACGAUCGCUUCUGCACCAAGCAAGAAGAAAAAGGACGAAACGGAGAAGGGCAAAUCAGAGGAGGAGAUAGUUGUGAAGCAGGAAAAUGUGGCGGAGGAAUCUUUUCCUGUUAAAAUUGAAACAUCAAGUGUGGAAGAGUCAGAAGAAAAAAUAGUUGUCAAACAAGAUCCGGAGGAGAAGAAAGAAGAAUCGAUAGAUGUCAAAAAAGAAGCGAAUGAUGACAAGAAAGAAAUUAAACAUGAAGUGGCAGACGAUGAUAUUGUUUUGAAAGAUUCUUUAGUUACCUCGCUCAUAAAGCCGAAGAGAAAAUCUGCCUCCAAAAGAAAAUCGUCUCCAAAAAGAGCAACAACUGCGCGGGUUCCUUCGGCGAAAAAACUGCGCAAAAGCGAGCCACCAUUAUCAACAUCAAAGGACAAAAAAACGUCUCACUCCCCUCGUAAGUCGACUUCGGCAACUCUCAGUUUAAGCCAAUCUCCAAUAAAUUUCACUCCGGGAACAAAGAUUGAGGCACAGGAUUUUGCUGGCAAAUGGCAUCCGGCAAAGCUUGGUGAAGUAGAUACCGAGGAUCGGGAAGUGCUGGUUCAGUUCGAGAAAAAUGGUAAAAACAAAUCGACACUUAAUGACGAAUGGAUCCCGAUGGACAGUGUUCGCCUAAGACCGCUUCCCUCACCAAAGACUCCCAAUGAGAAAAUAAAAUUUGUUCCCGGUGAAAAAUGCUUCGCCCGCUGGAGCGAUUCCAGAAAGUUUAGAGCGACGGUUCAAACCAUUUUGGACAAUGACAUGUACGAGGUUCUGUUUGACGAUGGUUUUGUCAAAGUUUGCAAGGCAGCUCACAUCAGCAAGUUGAAAAGGUCGGAGGGAGGCUUUGAAACGGAUAUGUUGGGAACACCCAUCAAACAGGAGGAAGAUGGUUCCACAGUCGAGGUUAAACCUCCCGUUACCCCAAUCACUCCGAUAUCUGCAACGUACAUCCCACAGAUAGCCAAAGCCAGUGAUUAUCCAGAUAUUCCUAGGGGUGGAGAAUGGUGUUGCCAUUGGAUGAAUGAUUUCCCUAUCGGGGAGGAAGCAAUAAUAGAAGUUGCUGGCGUGAAGAUUCAUAGCGUCAUUGUUCCAGAUUGGCGCCUGCCCGAAGGAUGGAUUAAACAUAUUUACCAGCGAAUUACGGCAUACGGUAAAAUGGAUGUUCUACUGGUUACACCAGAGGGAAAAGUGUUCCGCUCCCGCCAAGAAAUGAAAGCUUACUUUGCCGAGAAGGGAGAAGCAUAUGAUUUAAACAUGUAUGAUUUCGGAUUGCACAAGAAACGGGCAAAAGAAUUAGGUUUUUGUCAUUACACGAAAGAGUACAAAGAAUCUCUUAUUUCACCCAAGAUCAAAACCGAACCGGUUCUGCUUAAUACGGAAAUAAACAUUGGUUCCGUUAAGGUCAAAAUUAUUGACAAUUUGCUCCAGUGCCCGGAGCCGUACUGUCUGAAAACCUUUCGCAAAGAGAACCACUUGCAGAUUCAUAUCAAACAUUACCACAAAGAGCUGGCCAAGGGUUUGGGCGAAAUUCCCAACAUGCAGGAUCUUGCGGCACUGAGAACUCCGGUGGAAAUCAUAGAUACACCGCCCAAGAUGAGUCGACGGAAGUCUAUUUCACUAUCCACCUCGAGGGUUUCCCUAAAGGAAGACACCAAGAAGGAGGAUGUUAUUGUGAAGAAAGAACCCGGUUUGGAGGAGAAUGCGAAGCCAGAUGAAAAGAAAGACCGUAACGAAUCCGCGGAAGGUGACGACAAAAAGGACAAAGUAGAAAUGGGAGAGUCCUCUUCAGAGCAACCGGCAAUCGCUGACAGCUUCGACAUCAAAAGUCCGAAACCGGAAAUCUCGGCCACCACAGUCACGGAUGCGGGCAGUUCGUUCGAUGCGGAGGAGAUAAUCGAAUCCCACUCCGUCAGCAAACCAAGAAAAGGUGUCACUAAAAUAAAACUAUUCACGAGGAAGAAGAAAAAAGCUACCAAAAAGAACAAUUCCGGUCACAUUUCAAAGCGGGCAGCGGCAGCUGCUGCGGCCGCCGCUGCGAGAAAGAAAAAACGGAAGCUUAAACUGGCACGGAAUUCGCUGGACUACAUGGAGGCGGAGGAAACGAGACAUUCGUUUGCCGUUGCUGGCACUAGCGCGAAUGAUAGCUUUUAUCGACAUGGAUAUGGUUACGAUAAAGAUCCCGAGACGAGUCAAACGACGAAUGCCAGCAUCUGCGGACAGUACGGAGAUGAUUCCAUCAAUGCCGCAUUCAGUAGUCCGAGGUUUAUCAGUGAGAAUGGGGAAGUAAUCAAGAUUGUAUCGAUGAAAAAGGAAGAGAUUAUUAACUGUCUGUGUGGAUAUGGAGAAGAGGACGGGUUGAUGGUACAGUGCGAGCUGUGUUUGUGUUGGCAACACGGCAUAUGCAACGGAUUCGAACGAGAUAAUCAGGUUCCGGAUAAGUACGUGUGUUACAUUUGCCGCAACCCACAGGGUGUUAGAGAAUCCAGACGAUACAUGCACGACCAGGAUUGGCUGUACGAAGGUAAACUACCGGUGGCCAACUAUCACGUGCCGAACCCGAAACACGCUUCGAGAUUUGAUAUACUCAAGCAAAGUCAUACCUUGGGAGGAAAUUUGUUGGAGCUUAAGCGGUUCAUGCAUAGCUUGAAGGUGAAGAUCAAUAUCGCAGAGAAAAAGGAUCACCCGAAGAUGUACUUGUGGUCGAAAAAGUGGGAAAAGAGUCCUCCGCGUGGUGGAAACGGGGACUUAUCCGGUAUAGUCCCGCUAAGUUCUGCAACUGGUACUGCAACAGCAUCAUCGCAUUUCUCAAGGCCGAAGCCAAAUCCCGUUCCUCAAAUUCCCAUCCCGGAGGCUGCGAUUGAUCCCGCCGAGUGUCAGGCCAUUCUGCUGGAGCAUAUUCAAAAGCAACAGAACGCCGCCAUGGCUCGACUACAGGCGAUAGAAGCGCAAAUUAUUGCCUUGGAGGCGUAUGAUGAGAAACCAGAACUCCUAGAGUCUCCGACAGCAAAGAACUACCCCAAAACGAAGCAGACGAUUCACAUGUUGCUGAAUGACCUGAUCAAGAUGAAAAAGAUUGCAGCGAUUCAUCGUAGCGCCCAGCAGCCUCUGUACUGAACGCGAGGCAGAUGCAAUAUGUAAUUCGCUUCGUAUCGUAUUUCAUGUGUUUUAAGCUCUGCAGAAGUGAAUUCGUAGCUUGCAGAAAUGACAUUAUUUUACGCAUUAAUAAACGUAGAUUGAGCAAA